Molecule: messenger RNA, 2805 nt
Organism: Gastrolobium bilobum
Lineage: Eukaryota; Viridiplantae; Streptophyta; Magnoliopsida; Fabales; Fabaceae
Product: pentatricopeptide repeat-containing protein At5g67570, chloroplastic
Exons: 9
Coding region: 4-2631 (875 amino acids)
Biological process (GO): chloroplast organization
Cellular component (GO): chloroplast
Molecular function (GO): protein binding
Source: RefSeq, a predicted model, not a curated record
UCUAUGGAAACUCUGCAAGUGCAAGCACACUCUCUUUCUCUUCCCUCAGUUGCCCAAUUCCAAUCAGACACCGACAAAAUCAAACGCAACCUCAUUCAAAAGGGUGUCUUUCCAACACCCAAGAUUGUCCACAAUCUCCGUAAGAAACAAAUCCAAAAACACAAUCGAAAACUGAAACAAGCGAACCAGCCCCCUCCACUCACUGAGUCCCAAAGGCAAGAGUUGUCGGAAGAGCAACACUUUCAGGCACUCAAACGCGAAUACAGAGAAUUCAAAAAAGAAAUAGAAGGCAAAGCCAGUGGCAACGAGGGUGAGGCUUUGUUAAUGGCGGGGAAGCCAUGGGAAGGGCUUCAAAAGGUUGAGUUUUUGGAGCGUAUGAGGGGAAACAAGAAGUACCGAGGAGAAAAGCUCAAGAGGGAGAGCUUAAUGGAGCUGAAGGAAAUGUUCCAGGCACGAAAGAUGGAUGAAUUGAAGUGGGUUUUCGACGAUGACAUUGAAGUCAAUGAGCAUUGGUUCAAUGAAAGCUUAGGGGUAAGGAACACGGAACGGAAACGCAGCGAGGCUGAGGUUAUAAGGUUUCUUGUUGAUAGGCUAAGUGAUAGAGAGAUUACAACGAGGGAUUGGAAGCUUUCAAGGAUAAUGAAGCUGUCGGGAUUGCCAUUUAUGGAGGGUCAAUUGUUGAGGAUUGUUGAAAUGCUUGGUGUUAAAGGUUGUUGGAAGCAAGCUCUUUCUGUGGUCCAAUGGGUGUACAAUUAUAAGGAUCACAGGAAAUAUCAAAGCAGGUUUGUUUACACGAAACUUCUUGCAGUUCUUGGGAAGGCAAGAAAGCCAAAGGAAGCCCUUCAAAUUUUCAAUUUGAUGCGUGGAAAUGUCGAUGUAUAUCCUGAUAUGGCUGCGUACCACAGCAUUGCUGUUACACUUGGUCAAGCUGGUCUUCUGAAAGAGCUGCUGAAUAUUGUGGAAUGCAUGAGGCAGAAACCCAAAACAGUUAAAUUUAUGUAUCGCAGGAACUGGGAUCCAAUUCUUGAACCUGAUGUGGUUAUAUAUAACGCUGUACUUAAUGCUUGUGUUCCAUCGAAGCAGUGGAAAGGCGUUUCAUGGGUUUUUAAGCAACUGAGGAAAAAUGGCCUGAAACCUAAUGGGGCAACUUUUGGACUUGCAAUGGAAGUAAUGCUGCAAUCGGGCAAUUAUGACCUUGUCCAUGAGUUGUUUGGAAAGAUGAGGAGAAGUGGGGAAGUUCCAAAAGCCGUUACUUAUAAAGUGUUGGUGAGAACUUUCUGGAUGGAAGGUAAAGUUGAUGAAGCUGUGGAAGCUGUCAGGGAAAUGGAAAGAAGAGGAGUUAUGGGAACAGCCAGUGUAUAUUAUGAGCUAGCUUGUUGCCUCUGCAACUAUGGGAGGUGGCAAGAUGCUAUUCUAGAGGUUGAGAAGAUUAAAAGACUUCCUCAUUCUAGGCCUUUGGAGGUUACCUUCACUGGCAUGAUUAAGUCUUCCAUGGAUGGUGGAUAUUUUGAUGAUUGCAUAUGUAUAUUUGAAUGCAUGAAAAAGCACUGUGCUCCUAACAUAGGGACCAUAAAUACCAUGCUCAAAGUUUAUGGUCAGAAUGAUAUGUUUUCCAAAGCUAAAGAGUUAUUUGAGGAAGUUAAAGUAGCCAAGUCAGAUUUUUAUGCCCCCCAAGAGGGUGGUAGUAGCUCUGUUGUCCCAGAUGUGUACACAUAUCACAUAAUGUUGGAAUCUUCUGCCAGUGCACACCAGUGGGAAUACUUUGAGCAUUGGUACAGAGAGAUGAUUCUCUCCGGUUAUCAGCUUGAUCAAAAUAAACACUUGUCUGUACUUGUUGAAGCUUCAAGAGCUGGCAAGUCGCAUUUACUUGAGCAUGUAUUUGACAUGAUUCUGGAAGCUGGAGAAAUUCCUCACCAUAUUCUCUUUUUUGAAUUGGUGAUUCAAGCUAUAGCUCAACAUAAUUAUGAGAGAGCUGUCAUCUUAGUUGACACCAUGGCUUAUGCACCAUUCCGAGUGACUGAAAAGCAGUGGACAGUCCUGUUUAAGGAAAAUGAAGACAGAAUUAGUCAUGAAAAUCUAGAGCAAUUGUUGGAUGCUCUUGGCAAUUGUGAUGUGGUAUCAGAACCAACAGUCUCAAAUUUAUCCAGGUCAUUGCAUGUUCUUUGUGGAUUAGGCGCAUCAAGAAACAUAUCUAGUAUCAUCCCUUUCGGAAGUGAAAAUACUAUCAAUGGUCAGAAUGAGGGAAUUGAUGAUGGUGGAAUUGAAAAUGUGCCAAAUAUUUCAGGGAGAAUGAUGAUGGGAAGUGCUGAAUCUGGGAAUGAUAUUCUUUUUGGUAGUUACCGUGCUGAACCAGAUACAUUUACCUUUAAUCUUGAUCAAGCUGAUGGAGGAGAUGAUAAUGAUGUCAUGGUUUGCAGGCCUCCAAACUGUAAUAUUGAAGAUAGAAUGAGUUUAUGUGAUGAUGAUCUGACACCUGACAAGUCUUCUGAUAGUUUAGUUGAGGAGCUCUGUGAUGAUGGAAGCUCUGAAGAUGAUGUUGGUCAUGGAGUAAUUGAUAAACCCUCAGCAUAUGAAAUAUUGGACUUAUGGAAGGAAAUGAGAAAAGAAGGAUCCGAGCUUGUUACACUCUAAACUUGGUUGUGGCUAGUAACUGCCAAGUUUCUUUAGUGUGUACAUAUACUAGCUGAACAGGAGAGGAAACUGUAACAUUGUUCACCAUAAAUUAGCUUGUUCUGAUCAACAUUUUGAUAUCUGCAACGAUGUUGUAAUUGGAAAAAGGGAACCCAAUUAAAAUUUAUAAAACUA